AUGGAUGGCAUCAGGUCCCUCCUGCCUUUCUUCCUUCUGCUGAAGCUAGCAGGGGCCUUGCAGCUGGGGCGGUGGAAUGGGAGCGGGGACCCCAUCCCCAAAGGGUGGCCAGGAGAGCAGCUGGGUGGGCCUGGAGGAGAAGGCACCCCAAGAGCAGGGCGUGUCCCAGGAGAGCGGCUCCUUCAUCCCAGCCAGGGGCCAGUGAGCCAGGCUGCUGGCACGGGGCUGCCUGAGGGUGGGGCAGAGGAGCAGGUGCCCCCCGUGGAGAGCAGCCCCAUCUGCCCUAGCAAGGGGGGCCUCUGGCUGGGGUGUGGCAGCAGGGUGGUAAAGAGCGGCCUGGUUUGCGCCUUGGGCAUCCUGAUCAUGCUGGGCAACGGGGCGGUCAUUGCGGUCAUUGCCUCCUCUGUGUCUGGCUGGAGCCACAGUAGCCGGCUGGUGCUGCUCUCUCUGGCUGCCGCCGAUGCCGCCCUGGCAGUGCUAGUGGUGCCCCUCAACCUGUACCACAGCCUGGUGCUGAGGCCAGUGGCGGAAGAGGGCACAGGCGGGGCCUCCUCCUGCCGGGCGGUGGCCUUCAUCAACUCCAGCGUCUUUGGGGCCUCGCUUUACUCCUUAGCAGGCGUCUCCCUGGAGCGUUACGUGGCUGUCUUCUUCCCGCUGCGCUAUGGGCACCUCCUGACCAGCAGGCGGGUGGCCCUGUUCAUCACCGCCGCGUGGCUGCUGCCUGCCCUCCUGCUGGUGCCGCUGACCGUACCAGGGCCCAGAGCGGUGCUCCGAGUCCGCUUCUCGGCAGCAGCUUUACUCUGCGAACCGGACUACGCCUCCAACCCCCCCUACUCCUUGAUGUUGGCGGGCACCAUGUUCUUCCCAGCUGCCGGGACCAUCACCUUUGCCAACUUACGCCUGUGGCUUGCAGCGCGCUCCCAGCGACGGCGUGGGAAAGGCCUGGCCUUUCGCGGGAGCGGGGCAGGGCCCGGGAGGCUCCGCUUGCUGCACGUCGGCCCUGCUUCCCGCAUCCUGGGGCCAGUUGUCCUUGCCUUCUAUGUCUGCUGGGCACCCUGCAUGGGCACCAUCCUGUACAACGCCAUCACCCGGGAAAGAGUGCACGAGUGGCUGGAGUUCGUGGCCUUGUGGCUGCCCACCGGCAGUGGCUUCCUCAACUGCUUUGUCUACUUCUGGAUCAACAGGAGCUUCCGGCACAAAUUCCAGAAGCUCGGGCAUCAGCUGUGCCAGCUGUGCUGUGGAGCCAAGCAGGCGCAGCCCGGCCCCAGCCUGCCAACCCUCAGUGUUGCAGUGCAGAGGGGCUGUGAGCAGCCAGGCCUCUGCCCAGACGAUUCUGGCAGCUGCUCUUCCAGCAGCCUCAUCCUCUCCCCGGGAGCCCGGGCCCCCCUGUGA
Molecule: messenger RNA, 1392 nt
Organism: Eublepharis macularius
Lineage: Eukaryota; Metazoa; Chordata; Lepidosauria; Squamata; Eublepharidae
Product: melatonin receptor type 1B-B-like
Exons: 2
Coding region: 1-1392 (463 amino acids)
Biological process (GO): G protein-coupled receptor signaling pathway
Cellular component (GO): membrane
Molecular function (GO): G protein-coupled receptor activity
Source: RefSeq, a predicted model, not a curated record